AGAAUUCAUGCUCGGAAAUGUGCCUCUCUGAGUACAGAAAAGCCCUCAUGAAGGGUACUUGUGCCAAUUGUGACAAUGUUAUCCGGUCAACACCAGUCAAAUGUGAGACAUCUUCCGGUCGUCGGCGUGAACUCUGCAGCAAUGAGUGCCUUAAGGCCUGGGCCAAGAAGGAAAAGGAAAAAGAACAGGUGGAGGCUGAAGAGGAAGUAGGCGUCGCUUCGUCGUCCUUCUCUUCUAUAACCACCCCUCCGUCAAGCAUGUCGCCCUCAUCUGGGAAUGGAGUGUCUCCCUGCGAUAAACCUCUUGGCAUGGAAACGGCUGCGGGUAGGAAAGGUAGAUUGGAGGCUGUUUGCUAGUGUGAAAGUUGCAAGUGAUGAUCAGCUGAUUAUACAGUAGGUAAGAACUGCUGGAUCUUGCUGGUCAGAGGUGUGAAUGGUUGAAGCUUUCAUGCUUGUCAAGUUGGUGUUGAUAUGUUCCUGAAUAAGUUUUAAGGAUUAUUACUGGUUAUGCUGGAUUUUUUUAGUAUCAUACUAUAGUGAGCCCAUUUGUGAAAUAACUAAGAACAUAAAAAAUAUGUUGAGCCUAGAAAGUCUAUCCAAACCCGGGUAGAUAGAUUUGACUUUUUGCAAAAUUCGGCAUUGUCAUGCAAACAUUCCAAUAGUUAAUUAUACAUAAUUUUGUUUAAAAGAUUUUACUGGGACUUUAAACAUCAGUUAAGUAUUGCAUUAAAAUGUAGCAGCAUAACCAGCUCCUCUUGUUCACAAUGUGAACUUUGGUAAUGACUCUUGGUGAAUAGUUUUU
This is a messenger RNA of Cherax quadricarinatus, 801 nucleotides long. NCBI's taxonomy places the organism in Eukaryota, Metazoa, Arthropoda, Malacostraca, Decapoda, Parastacidae. The record is from RefSeq and is a predicted model, not a curated record.